This is a messenger RNA of Zophobas morio, 3943 nucleotides long. Its product is annotated as cyclin-G-associated kinase. Gene Ontology annotation, molecular function: protein serine/threonine kinase activity; AP-2 adaptor complex binding; ATP binding. Lineage: Eukaryota; Metazoa; Arthropoda; Insecta; Coleoptera; Tenebrionidae. Gene Ontology annotation, biological process: protein phosphorylation; regulation of clathrin-dependent endocytosis; positive regulation of Notch signaling pathway. Gene Ontology annotation, cellular component: cytoplasm. The transcript has 15 exons. The record is from RefSeq and is a predicted model, not a curated record. The coding region runs from base 96 to 3536 and encodes 1146 amino acids.
UGGUGUGGGGGUGUAUUUUAACAAGAAAAUCCCUAGACGGUUCUUGUUGCAAGAGUUGGAGUUUGAUAUGAGUUUUCCUAGAAUUUUCACGAAAAAUGAGUGACUUAUUUAAAUCGGCUUAUGAAUACUUUAGCGGCCCCACUAAUGGCCAAAGUGAUAAUAGUUUCGUUGGUCAAAUCGUAGAAAUUUCGAAUGUUAAGUUACGAAUAAAAAAAGUCAUAGCUGAAGGUGGUUUCGCCGUAGUUUUCGUCGCACAAGAUGUAGCCACUGGUAAAGAAUAUGCUUUAAAAAGACUUCUAGCAGCUGAUGAAGAAGCUAAAAAGAACAUUAUACAAGAAAUAAACAUUCUAAAAAAACUAUCAGGGCACCCUAAUAUCAUUCAGUAUUUAUCGGCAUCUUUCAUUGAUAAAGCUCAAACCAUACAUGGCCAGUCUGAGUUUUUAUUAGUUACAGAAUUGUGUACAGGAGGUUCUAUGGUUGAAAUUCUACAAGCACGCACUAGUCCCCUUGAACCUGAAAUCAUCACACGAAUUUACUAUCAGAUAUGUCGAGCGGUAUCCCACAUGCACUCCCAAACCCCCCCAAUCAUCCACAGAGAUUUAAAAAUAGAAAACGUCUUAAUCAGCAAAGAAGGUGCAAUCAAACUAUGCGACUUUGGUUCCGCCACUCUUGAAACCUACGCCCCUGACUUAACCUGGUCCGCGAAUCAGCAUUCAAGCUUAGAAGAAAACAUGGCGAAAUUCACAACCCCCAUGUAUCGAGCCCCCGAAAUGGUCGACACCUGGAACAACUACUUCGUGGGGCCCCCUGUCGACAUCUGGGCCCUCGGCUGCAUUCUCUACACCUUCUGUUACAUGAAACACCCAUUCGAAGAUAGCGCUAAAUUAAGAAUCAUCAACGCCAAUUACAAUCUUCCUCCUGAUCCAAAGUACUCCUGCUUCCAUGACAUCAUCCGUGGUUGUCUGCAAGUCAAUCCCGAGCACAGAUUAACCGUGUCGGGGCUUCUGGAACGCAUCGCUGCGAUCGCCGAAACUAACGGUUACAAUUUGAGAGCCCCCUUGCAGUUUCCGAGGAGAUUAUCUGCAGAAGGCGAGCACAUUCACGGCGAUGGGGUUCACAAUAACGUGAAGCCGAUACCGCCGAGACCAGUGCAGCCGCCGAGACCCAUACCGGAGAGACCCCCGCAACCCCCACAAAGACCCACGAUGCCCGCCCAACAGAGACCACCCGAAGUGAAGCAAUCCGGGUUGUUUUCGUCGUUGAAAGGGGGCGCUGGCAGUUUUUUGAAAAAUUUGAAAGAUACGAGUUCGAAGGUGAUGGCGACGAUGCAACAGUCGAUUGCUCGGACUGACUUGGAUAUGAGUUAUGUAACGUCGCGGAUUUUGGUGAUGCCGUAUCCUUCCGAAGGGAUCGAGUCGGCGUAUAAAACUAAUCAUAUUGAGGAUGUUAGGGUGUUUUUGGAUUCGAGGCAUCCUAAUUUGAAAUAUUCGGUUUAUAAUUUGUCUGGGAAGUCGUACCAUUCGAAGUUUGGGCAAGCGCGGGUCGUUGAUUGUAGUUUUGCCUUUCCGGAACAUUUUAAGGCGCCGCUGUUGAAUUCUUUGUAUCAGUUGUGCGAGGAUAUUUACCAGUAUCUGGCGGGAGAUAGCCGGAAUGUGGUUGUUAUUCAUUGCACGGAUGGAAAAGCCACUUCCGCUACUUUGGUGUGCGGCUUAUUUAUUUAUUCAUUGUUGUACGAAGUUCCUGAAGACGCGCUCCAAAUGUUCGCCGUGAAACGUUGUCCGCCUAAUAUGAGGCCCUCAGAACUGAGGUACCUUUACUACCUGGCGGACAUUGUGAAAAAUCCUCCGGUAUAUCCGCACUACAAACCCAUGACGUUAGUUUCGAUACAAAUGCAACCCAUCCCUCUUUUCACAAAAAUUAGGGAUGGAUGCCGGCCUUAUUUGGAAGUCUACAGUGAAAACCGAUGCGUUCUAUCGACGUUGCAAGAUUAUGAAAGGAUGAGGUUGUUCAAUGUGACAGAAGGCAAAGUUCUUUUACCAGUGAACACCAGUGUGUGCGGUGACGUGUGCGUAAUCAUAUACCACGCUCGUAAUAUCCUGGGUGGCGUGAUGACCCAAGGAAAAGCCACAGGGAUUAAAAUUUGCCAGUUGCAAUUCCACACGGGUUUCAUCCCAGAAGAAGAAACCUGUUUGAGAUUCAAUAAGUCGGAGUUGGACGAGUUAUCUGAAGGCCAGGAUCAUUACCAAGACAGAUUUUCAGUCUUCUUGAACGUAUUCGUUUCAGACGCGGAGAGAAAACCGUCUCAACCCCCGCCGUGGCUGACGGACAAAACGGAACGCGUGUACGACACCAUGUUCACCUCAAAGCUAGAACAAGACGAAACCAUAGACAAUUUCGCCAGUAAACCAAAAAGGCCUCCCCCUGUCACCAAAAAACCUCCAGAACGCCCCAGCAAACCGGCGCCGCCUUCCCCAAGGCCCGCCCACGUCGAGCUCGAGCAGCACGACUCCAGCGACUCGGACGCCGAACCCAUCAUGCCAAAGCCGCCUAAGCCCGUCGACCCACCCACCGAAGCCGUCGACUUACUUAAUCUGAACGCCGCCCCCACCUCCGGGUUCGCCGUCAGACCAUCACCCAGCUCAAACUUUGAUCUCCUUAGCGGUUUUGCCGACUCCUCCAACGACAACUUCGCCGAGUUUACAACGUCUACGACCGCUGCUUCUAACUUGAAUGAUAAUUUUGCCGGUUUUACCGCCAACGUGCCGCCGAAGCCGGCGUCUGCGAGUUUGUUCGAUCCGUUUGGACCGGCCGACACGCAGAAUAAUUUGUUGAAUGAUUGGGGGAACUUCAACUCGGCUCCGCCGCCGCAGUCGACAGCUCCCGAGCCGCAGCCGCAAAAACCGACUGAUUUCUUCGCCGAUUUGGGGGGUUUAGGCGGGAUGUGGAACAGCGCGUCGCCGAACAAGGUGCCUCCGACGACGCCCCAGCAUGUUCCGUCGGGGACUCCCCAGCAUAAGCCGGUCACGCCGCAGCAUCAGGCCAAGUCCCCGGCGGAUUAUAGUCGGUCGCACUUCGAGGUGCUGGGGGACAAGAACGAGCCGAAGUUGAAGCCGAAGAGCGACGACGUGUUCGGGGAUUUGCUAGGGUCACAGGGUUACACGUUCUCGGCGAAGAAGGAUAAUGCGCCGAGGACGAUUAACGAUAUGCGGAAGGAGGACAUGGCGACGUACAUGGAUCCUGAUAAGAUUAAGAUUAUGGAGUGGACAGAGGGUAAGAAAAAUAACAUAAGGGCACUCUUGUGCUCGCUGCACUCGGUGCUGUGGGAAGGAGCGAAGUGGAACAAAUGUGAUAUGCAUCAACUAGUCUCGGCGGCUGAUGUUAAAAAAGCUUACAGAAAAGCAUGUUUAGCGGUUCAUCCGGAUAAGCAAACUGGAACGGAUAAUGAAUACAUGGCGAAACUCAUAUUUAUGGAAUUGAAUAAUGCCUGGAGCGAUUUCGAAAACGAUUCCUCCCAGCAGAAUAUCUUUGCUAGUUAAUUCCUUCUUCUCUAUUAUGUGAUCAUUCCAUUUUAUGAUUAACUUAUGAUCUAUUUAUUUUAGAAAGUUUUAUUUCAAUUUACCGAAUCUUCGCCGUAGGUUAAGCAAUUAAAAGCAAGCGGUUGGAUCUCGGUAUAGACAAUAUUUUAACUUUAGUUACUUUAGAAAUGUUGUUAAAAUUGAAAGCAUUGCUGAUGAUAAUGAUAUUAUUAUACUUAAUCUAUUGUUUCCUAUAGUUUAUAAUUAUAAUAUAUUUUUAUAUUGUGUCACUGUUAACUUCUAAAGUUUCGUGCAAUCACCGUUUCGUUAUUCCCUUUAUUGUAAAGAAUUUUGUUUUGUUCGAAUUUUAUCAAGAAGUUGUAAAUUAAAAAAAAAAUAUAUGUGAAAGAGCAAUCUUCAAAAUUUCA